GAUUUGUAAACGCCCCCUCGCGGCGCAAAGCGGUGGCUGUAGUUCCCGGCGGCCCUCGCGGCAGGCUGAGGGCGUCAGGGAAGUUCGUGAUGGCGGCGGCUGGUUCCGCUGCCGUGUCAGGGGCAGGGACCCCAGUGGCGGGGCCAACGGGCCGGGACCUUUUCGCCGAGGGUCUCCUGGAGUUCCUGCGACCCGCUGUGCAGCAGCUCGACUCUCACGUGCAUGCGGUCAGAGAAAGCCAGGUAGAGCUCCGGGAACAAAUCGACAACCUAGCUACAGAACUGUGCCGGAUCAAUGAGGAUCAGAAGGUGGCCCUGGAUCUGGACCCCUAUGUUAAGAAGCUGCUUAAUGCCAGGCGGCGAGUUGUCUUGGUCAACAAUAUUUUACAGAAUGCCCAGGAACGACUAAGGCGGUUAAACCACAGUGUUGCCAAGGAAACAGCUCGAAGGAGAGCAAUGCUGGAUUCAGGAGUUUACCCUCCUGGUUCCCCAAGCAAAUAAGCAUGGGCCUGUGACCUGAAUGUCCAAGUACUGUUCUCCAGCUGCCUUGUUUGGUAGAUGUGAGAAGAUUUCAGGAGUCUCUGAAGACCUUUGGUUUGUGUAAACUAUGUAAUUAUUCAGCAGUCUCAGGAAACGUGCACAGUAGGACUGUUUCCUGAAGAACCUCCAUUACAGCUUGUCCUUCCAAGAAUGAGCCUCUACCUUUCGGUUUUUGUUUUGAAACAAGCUCUCAGCUUGCAGUUCAGGCAGGCCUCAAACAUUAGUCUUCUUGCCUUAGCCUCCUGAAUGCUGUGACUAUAGACGUGCCAGGGUGCCUGGCUCAAACCUCUAUACAUUUCCCCCAGAGAACAUUAAGUAGGUUAGGCAUCAUGUGUUAGGCAGUUCAGAAAACAGCAGAUUUGGGGUCAAACAUACUUCCACUUCCCCCUCCUCUCACUAGUUCCUUGGGGAAGGUAGUAACCCUUCCAGUCAUCCUACACAUAUAUUUUUAAUGUUUAGGUUAUUAGCUCUUAGCCAGUAUCACAACUGUUGCCUUUAUUACUGUCCAGGAGAACAUGACAAAUAACACGAGAUUCCAAGGUCUUAAGGGCAGAGCCUAGACAGCUGAGAGUCCCUAAGCUUCUGUGGUAUUUUUGUUUAGGCUAUGUAAUUUAAAGGCUGUUGGGAUGGCUCAGAGGUUAAGAGCACUAGCUGUUCUUUCAGGUGGAUUUCAGAUCCUAGCACCUACGUGGUCACUCACAAGAGCCUGUAACUCAAGUUCUAGGAGAAUCCAGUGACCUCUAUUCUGGCCUUUUUGGGUACAACACACACAUGCAGACAAAAUGUCCAUUCACAUAAAAACCUAAAGCUACAUAUUUGAGUCCCACCCUGUCCAGGCCUAGGUAACCAGUGUUGACGACACUGUUACUCUUAUUACUUGAGCCUGGGCAAGGUUUUCUUGUGACUUCACUUGCCUUGUUUACAACUGAAGACUUAGGCAAAGUCAAGGUAAAUACUUCAUCCUCUUCACUACCUGGGCUUGAAUAUGUUAUUGUUCAGCAUAUUAAAUAAAUGCUUGUAUUGGUUAUUUUAACAAAAAAUAA
Messenger RNA from Psammomys obesus (fat sand rat), 1582 nucleotides. RefSeq names its product SNAP associated protein (gene Snapin). Gene Ontology annotation, biological process: lysosome localization; lysosome organization; intracellular protein transport. Gene Ontology annotation, cellular component: synaptic vesicle; BLOC-1 complex; BORC complex. The transcript has 4 exons. The record is from RefSeq and is a predicted model, not a curated record. The coding region runs from base 90 to 500 and encodes 136 amino acids. Gene Ontology annotation, molecular function: SNARE binding. NCBI's taxonomy places the organism in Eukaryota, Metazoa, Chordata, Mammalia, Rodentia, Muridae.